AUUAGUUAAUAACAAAAUGUGGGCCUUCAUUUAUAUUAAGUCACUUAAAUCUUAUUUUAACAUUAAUUCCGAUGAUAUAACUGAUUAUAAGUACGAGAAAAUUGGUCAUCAAUCGUAUAAAUUUUCUAAAAGAGUCUUCUUGUGUAAAUUAAAUAACCAAAAAUACUAUUGCCAAAUAUUAGUUGUAGCAGAUACUGAAGAAGAAGUUGAUGAAUAUGUUACAAAAAAGAGACCAGUUCUUCCUACCCUCAACGUAUCUGAUAUCCCAACAAUUGAUAAUGAUGAUAGCGAGGAUGAUCAAGACAGCCAGGAUAAUGAUGAUAGCGAGGAUGAUCAAGACAGCCAGGAUAAUGAUGAUAGCGAGGAUGAUCAAGAUGAUAAUGAGGAAGACGAGAUUGCCAAUGAGUUAGCUGAUGCCAAACUUCAACGAAAGCAAGAUAAACUCAUCAAAAACCAAGCUUCUGCUAAAACAAUGACAGAUAUUGUUCAAAUCUAUCAGAAGACAUUACAACAACCAAAUAAGCCCAGCUGCAGUGGCCUUGUAUCUUCUAAGGGUACAUCUUCAAAUGGUAAAAGUCCAUUAGAAUACUCGAGCUCAGAUAAAAAUAAAGAAUCCUCUGAUGAAGACGAUGAUUCAAUCAACGAUGAAGAGGCGAUAACUGCAUCCAAUGCCAUAAAAGUUGGACGCAAAAUACCUUUGCAGGAAAAUACUGAGAGCAAUCAGUUUCCAACCAACCAUAAUGAUGGUCACCAAACAUUUGUGACUGAUAAGGAUUUACAAAAUGCAUUAGCCGAAGAAAAAAAAAAGAGAGUUAGAGCUGAAAAAGCUGCAAAGUUUUUGAAUGACAAACUGACUCAACAGAAAAGAAAAUCUGCAGAACAUCAACAAGAACAAGAUGCUGAACAAGCAGAGCUUGCUGUGAAAAAAUUAAAAAGAAGUAUCAACGCCUAUCCAACAAUCAAGAACCUUAAUAGUGACAUUACAGCUAAUAAAGCAGGAGUUGAGAAUGCUUAUGAACAAAAAGAAGCAUCACUGUUUUGUAUUGGAAUGAUGUACGCAACCUGGGGUUAUCGAGCAUUGGCAGAACGUUGUGUGAAAAAAACCAUAAAAACCCGUCACUUACAGCUACUUUCUCCGAGGAAGAAAAGUGCUGUUAAAAAGCACUUCGACCACAUGCUAGCUUUCUACCACCGAGAUUCGUCCAUAAUAAGUUAUUACAAGGGCAGAUUUAAUAACUAUGCUAACCGGGCUAUAAAUGGUGCUAAGAAGCACAUGGACGUCGUGAAUAAAUAUCCAGAAUUGGAUACUGAGAAUGACCCGGAUCAAGAAACAAUUUUCUUAUAAAUCAUUCAAUAUUAUUUUUUUUUAAUUCUUUCAUCAUUUUCAUUCCAGCUCUUUGUUGUUUUUCGUGUUUUUUUUAGCAAACUUUUAUAGUCUGGCUAGCAUAGUUAUAUGUAUUAGCAGAUUCUCAAUUUUUUAUAAUUCCUUCAUAACAGUUUUUUAAAAAUUUAUUAUUGCAACAUUUGUUUGGCUACAACAGCUAUAUGCUUAGAACUCAUUUUUUAUAAAUGUAAACUGAAUCAAUGUAAAAAAUUCUUUUUUGGAAUAAAGAAACAAUUUAAAAAAAUAUACAUUGACCA
Messenger RNA from Trichogramma pretiosum, 1641 nucleotides. RefSeq names its product probable serine/threonine-protein kinase kinX. The record is from RefSeq and is a predicted model, not a curated record. Lineage: Eukaryota; Metazoa; Arthropoda; Insecta; Hymenoptera; Trichogrammatidae. Bases 17 to 1345 code for a protein of 442 amino acids. The transcript has 5 exons.